This is a messenger RNA of Fusarium keratoplasticum, 1560 nucleotides long. Its product is annotated as MFS domain-containing protein. Bases 1 to 1560 code for a protein of 519 amino acids. Gene Ontology annotation, biological process: transmembrane transport. The transcript has 2 exons. Gene Ontology annotation, molecular function: transmembrane transporter activity. The record is from RefSeq and is a predicted model, not a curated record. NCBI's taxonomy places the organism in Eukaryota, Fungi, Ascomycota, Sordariomycetes, Hypocreales, Nectriaceae.
AUGGCGGACCAUUCACAACUUCAGCAGGAAAAGGAGUCGACAGGGGCCUGUCUCGAGCCGGUCGAGACUGGCACCUCGUACCAGCCCCCCAAGAUAGGGACAUGGCGGCGUCGCCUGAUCAUGCUUUCCCUAUGCUUGACCUUAUUUCUCAGUGCGCUUGAUAUCACCAUCACUUCGACCGCUCUGCCGACUAUCGCCAAUCAACUCGGUGUCACCGCUCGAGAAUAUGCCUGGAUCGGUAGCGGCUACACCCUGUCCACGACGGCGUCGACGCCAGUCUGGGCAAAGCUCUCAGACAUUUUCGGUCGGAAGCCCACCAUAAUGGUCUCGACGGCAAUAUUCAUGGGAGGCAGUCUUGUCUGUGCCCUGGCCCAUUCAAGUACGACACUCAUCGCCGGGAGGGUGGUCCAGGGGCUUGGUGGUGGGGGCUCCACUGUGCUCAUCACCAUCAUCAUUGGCGACCUCUUUGCCCUCGCAGAGCGCGCGAAAUACUACGGCCUCACAGGUAUUGUUUUCGGAAUUGCCAGUGCUGUUGGACCUGUGCUAGGUGGCAUCUUUGCACAAGCCGUUAGUUGGAGAUGGUGCUUUUACAUCAACCUGCCGUUCGAUGCCGUCGCAUUGGUCGUCCUCUUUUUCACGCUCAAAAUCGACAUCGAGAAAGAGCCCGUUGUGGAUGGACUGCGCAGCCUUGACUGGAUGGGAUUCGUCCUCAUCAUCGGGGGCACCAUCUGCUUCCUUUACGGACUCGGGGCCGGAUCUGGUGGCCUUGCGCCCUGGAACUCAGCUCUAGUCAUUUGCUUGAUAGUCUUUGGAGUCGCAAUCUUGGCUCUAUUUAUGGCUUGGGAGGCCAAGUUUGCCAAAACGCCCAUCAUCCCCCUCCGCAUUUUUCAGAGCACGACGAAUAUCGCCUCGUUCACGGUUGCGUGUUUACACUCGUUCAUCUUUAUCUCUUACGACUUCUUCCUCCCACUUUACUUCCAGGUCAUUCUUGGAUUUAAACCCAUUAUAUCUGGAGUCACGCUUUUUGCCCUUAUCCUUCCGAUGUCCUUUGUAACGCUGCUUGGAGGGUAUAUCGUCCGCAGGACAGGCAACUUCAAGAUUCUCAUCACCAUUGGAGCUGGCCUGAUGACGUUAGGCACCGGGUUAUUCAUUGAUCUUUCUCAGACUGUCCAGUGGGCCAAGAUCAUAGUCUUCCAGUUUAUCGCUGGUAUGGGAUCUGGAGUGCUGUUCCAGAACCCCAUGAUUGCCCUGCAGAGUCAUGUCCACCACAAAGAUUUGACGGCGACAAUGUCAGCAUACACGUUUCUACGAAGCCUCUUCACGUCGAUUUCUAUCGUUGUGGGAACAGUGCUGAUCCAGAGGACUGUCGGUGGUGGGAACUUGACGUCUGUCUCACACGACGAGGGAUCUGCUACCACUGAUAAACAAGACUACAUGGACGGCUUGCGUAUCAUGUGGGCAUUCUACACAUCCCUAGCGGGGGUUGUGUUUCUCGUAUCUUUUCUCAUCAAGCCCAAGAAAAAUAAAAAGAUGGAUCAUGUUGAGUCAGGCUCAAAUUAG